GUCAAUUGUGGAAAGAGACACUUGUCAGUUGUCAUUUGCUUUACUGGCAAACAAACCAAGUAUAAGGAGAUAACAAGUACAACAAUGAAUAUUUUUGAAUGUAAUGUAAAAAAUUUAAAAUAUUAAGGGUUUGAUUGCAAAUGUCCAAAAACCAAACUCCUAUCCAUUGGUAAUAACAUCAUCUUUAUAAAAGUUACUAGAUCUUCUCAAUUUUGUUUGCAUCCAUCUUAUCUCCACACUUAAAAAAAUGGCUUCUUUUUCUUCUAUUCUCCUUGUUUUGCUCUAUGUUCUUACACUCUUCAAUGUUGGUUAUGGUGGUGAGAUGGAAAGCAUGGAAGAUGGUGAGCUUUUAGGGCUGUUUGAAGUUAUGGGUUCACUCUUAGAUGACCCUACAUGGGCUCAAGUGCACCCACAACCAUGCACUGAUACCCCAUGGCCUGGUGUUCAGUGUGAGCUCAUGGCUCAAGAAGAUGGUGCAAAUGGUCAACAAGAUUACAACCCUACAAUCUUUCAUGUCACCAAGAUUCACAUUGGGACUGAUAUCCUCACACCACCUUGCAAACCCACUGCCACUUUGUCUUCAAGAGGUUUGAUGAAGCUUCCAUAUCUCAAAACUCUCUCUCUAUUCAACUGUUUUAAUGUCACACCAUUUUCUCUCUCUUCAUCUCUCUUUGAAAACAAUUCUUUAUCAUCUUUAGAACACUUAGCACUUGUAGCAAACCCUAGUCUCCAUGGAAGUAUCCCUUCAAGUUUAGGUAACAUUCAAAGCUUAAGGGUACUUUCACUUUCACAAAACAUGUUAAGUGGUGAAAUCCCACAAGAGAUUUGUGGGUUGGUUAACCUACAACAACUUGACCUAAGCUACAAUCAUCUCACUGGCUCAGUUCCACAAGAUAUUGGAAAACUGCAAAGUUUGACCAUCUUUGACCUUAGCUACAACAUGCUUGGAGGUCAACUGCCUUCAUCUUUUGGUCAACUUAAGUCUCUUCAAAAGAUUGAUCUAGGGUUUAAUGACCUUACUGGUAGGGUACCUCAAGAACUUGGCAAUCUGAGCAGGUUGGUGCUGUUUGACUUGAGUCAUAACUUUAUAAAUGGACCAUUGCCUGAAUCUUUAUCUGGUUUGAAGCAGUUAGAAUACUUGGUCAUACAAGACAACCCUAUAAAUACAGGAAUGCCUUUGUUUAUUGGGUCAUUGGGUAGGCUUAAAGUUUUGAGCUUUUCAAGGUGUGGGCUGAUGGGACCAAUACUCACUUCUUUGUCAAUGUUGAAGAACCUGACUGCUUUGUCUCUUGACAAUAACAGUCUCAAUGGGACUGUCCCUUCAUUAAUAGGCUCACUUCCAAAUCUUGAACAGUUAAAUUUGAGCCAAAAUAAUCUGAGUGGAGAGAUGUUAGUCUCACAAGAGUUCAUAAACAGGAUUGGAAUGAGGCUUGAUAUUAGAGGAAACAAUGGGCUUUGCAUCAAGAACAAUACUUCAAGUGAAGUUAAAAGCCCUAUUUCUUGUGUAUCUUCAAGAAAUAGAACUAGUUGGAACAAGAGUUCAUUGGGUGAUCAAGAAGAAGAAGAUGAGUGUGGACACAUGAACUCAGAUUUAUAUCAAAGCAGUUGGAGUUCUAAGAAUCAUUAUUAUGGAUAUGAAUUUAGGUUAUGGUUGGAACAAAUGUUUUUGGUGAUGAUGUUUUUGUUAUUGUAGAGUUUGUACUUUUUAGUCCCAAGUUUUGGUCAAUCUGGUUGUACCAUGUAAUGUAAUCAUUCUUUUCUUGGCCAUA
Molecule: messenger RNA, 1769 nt
Organism: Helianthus annuus (common sunflower)
Lineage: Eukaryota; Viridiplantae; Streptophyta; Magnoliopsida; Asterales; Asteraceae
Product: receptor like protein 29
Exons: 1
Coding region: 248-1693 (481 amino acids)
Molecular function (GO): protein binding
Source: RefSeq, a predicted model, not a curated record